AUGCUGUUAGUAAAAGAAUGUGAAACUACCUACACCAAUGUACUAGAAAUCGACAGAGAAAGCAUUAGUAGAUUAGCCCGGGAAUUAAGCCUUGAUGAGUCACGAUUUUACAAAAACGUGAAGCGCUUAAACCACGCAGAGUUCAAGAAGAUGUCUGUAUAUGGUUUAUUUACUAUGGACGCUGGUCUUCUAGUCGGCUUGAUCCAAAUGAUAACCACAUAUGUCAUUGUACUAUUACAGUUUGCAUUAAGUGAUCAAACGACCAAAAAAACGACCCUAUCAGAAUAA
Molecule: messenger RNA, 288 nt
Organism: Leptosia nina
Lineage: Eukaryota; Metazoa; Arthropoda; Insecta; Lepidoptera; Pieridae
Source: the annotation of a GenBank genome assembly